Molecule: messenger RNA, 2525 nt
Organism: Lagenorhynchus albirostris (white-beaked dolphin)
Lineage: Eukaryota; Metazoa; Chordata; Mammalia; Artiodactyla; Delphinidae
Gene: INTS14
Product: integrator complex subunit 14
Exons: 12
Coding region: 399-1955 (518 amino acids)
Biological process (GO): snRNA 3'-end processing
Cellular component (GO): integrator complex
Source: RefSeq, a predicted model, not a curated record
AAGGGUUUGGUAACGGACCGUACCGGUGAUGGGCGCGGGGUGAGUAGAGGGCGCUGGAGACCGUAGGCUGUCUUGGAUUGCUUGUUGGAGCUGCAGGAGAAGGGGUCGGCGGCGGGGAACAACGCGGGGCCGACGCCCGGCCUUUCCGCCGCCGAGGUGGCCGCCCCGCGCCGUCUCUGCGGCGCCAGUUCCGGGCCACUGCCUUCGUUCUCCCUUCGCUCUGCCGCGCCAGAGCUCCGCACAAGCACCACGAUGUCGGCCCCUUACCCAGGCCCCCUUCGCCUCCUCUUCCCAUAAGAGACUUCCAGAUCUUAAAGACUUUUGACUGAUUUUAAGCAUUUCUCUAUCUAUAGCUAUCUGUUUACAUUCUGACUGGGAACACUGGGAUCACUUUCAUCAUGCCUACGGUGGUGGUAAUGGACGUAUCCCUUUCCAUGACCCGACCUGUGUCUAUCGAGGGGUCCGAGGAAUAUCAGCGCAAGCACCUGGCAGCCCAUGGUUUGACAAUGCUGUUUGAACACAUGGCCACAAAUUACAAGCUUGAGUUUACAGCCCUGGUGGUUUUUUCAUCACUCUGGGAAUUGAUGGUUCCCUUCACAAGAGAUUAUAACACCCUACAGGAAGCACUAAGUAAUAUGGAUGAUUAUGAUAAAACCUGCUUGGAGUCUGCAUUAGUUGGUGUUUGCAAUAUCGUUCAGCAAGAAUGGGGUGGUGCAAUUCCUUGUCAGGUUGUUCUGGUGACAGAUGGCUGUCUUGGCAUUGGUAGAGGGUCACUGCGGCACUCCCUAGCUACUCACAGCCAACGCAGUGAGAGCAACAGGUUCCCACUACCUUUUCCUUUCCCAUCUAAGUUAUACAUCAUGUGCAUGGCAAAUCUGGAGGAGCUUCAGAGCACUGAUUCCUUGGAUUGCCUUGAACGUCUUAUAGAUUUAAACAAUGGUGAAGGGCAGAUUUUUACUAUUGAUGGCCCCCUGUGCUUGAAAAAUGUACAGUCUAUGUUUGGAAAACUGAUAGAUCUGGCAUAUACACCUUUCCAUGCUGUUCUCAAGUGUGGCCACCUAACCGCUGAUGUGCAAGUCUUCCCCAGGCCAGAACCUUUUGUUGUAGACGAGGAAAUCGAUCCUAUCCCUAAAGUCAUUAACACAGAUUUGGAAAUAGUGGGAUUUAUUGAUAUAGCUGAUAUUUCAAGUCCCCCUGUUCUGUCCAGACAUUUGGUUCUACCUAUAGCACUUAACAAAGAAGGUGAUGAGGUGGGUACUGGUAUAACGGAUGACAACGAAGAUGAAAAUUCAGCCAAUCAGAUUGCAGGCAAAAUACCCAACUUUUGUGUCCUGCUCCAUGGCAGCCUAAAAGUGGAAGGAAUGGUGGCGAUAGUUCAAUUAGGUCCUGAAUGGCACGGAAUGCUCUACUCCCAAGCUGACAGCAAGAAGAAAUCAAACCUCAUGAUGUCUCUCUUUGAGCCUGGCCCAGAACCUCUCCCAUGGCUAGGGAAAAUGGCACAGUUGGGUCCUAUUUCAGAUGCUAAAGAAAACCCUUAUGGUGAGGAUGAUAAUAAGAGCCCAUUCCCCCUGCAGCCCAAAAACAAACGCAGUUAUGCCCAGAAUGUGACCGUGUGGAUCAAACCCAGUGGCCUGCAGACAGAUGUACAGAAGAUUUUAAGAAAUGCAAGGAAACUACCUGAAAAAACACAGACAUUCUAUAAGGAGCUGAACCGUUUACGAAAGGCUGCCUUGGCCUUUGGUUUCCUGGACCUGCUCAAAGGGGUGGCUGACAUGCUAGAAAGGGAGUGCACGCUGCUGCCUGACACAGCUCACCCCGAUGCUGCGUUCCAGCUGACUCACGCCGCCCAGCAACUCAAGCUGGCCAGUACUGGCACCUCUGAGUACGCUGGGUACGACCACAACAUCACACCUUUGCAGACAGACUUCUCUGGGAGCAGCGCUGAAAGAAUGUGAAGCUGACUUCAUUCUUUUUUCAAGUGAAAAUAAUUUAGGAUAAAAACUUUUCUGGUCUGUUCACCUCUGCAGCAGCUACCCGAAGACCUUCUCAAGGCUGCCUCAGAAGCACCACUUGCAGGUUUGACUCUGCUACUCUGAGAAGGGUUCUGCAGGGUGGGCAGCUGCUCGGGCUUUGACCUUAGCUUUCUGGAGCUCAGUCUUUAAAACCAAAAGACAACUGUUGCUCCCACAAUGGGCACCUCUCCUGAGAAGCCUGAAGGACUGACAAGCGUAGAGCCCACUCCACCUUCCUCGGGCACCCUAACAACCUGGGUUCUCUGUUCCUGAAAUGCCCUUUACUCUUCUCCUCUCCCAACCACAGGGACAUUUUCAGGUACCUAAGAUUGGGAGAGGAGACUUGCUAAGUACAAGCCCAACAUCACUAAGUUUCAGAAUUUCCUUAGAACUUGGGCAAAAGGUCGGUGGUAACCCUUAGGUGCUUUUGGCAUAUCUUGAGAUACAAACUUUUAGACAGCAACCAUAAAUGUAUAAAAUGAUUCUUGUUUUUUCAAAUUUUUUUUAAUGAAA